CAACACUAAUUUGGCACACAUGAUUCUACGAAUUUGCAGCAGAGACCUCUUGUUUCGACUGAAUGAGGUAGAGCUCCAGGAACCGCGUUGGGCAGCCAUGUAUCCCGGGGGACAGCUCAUCACACCAAUCUUCCGCUAGGCAUCACCUUUCAACCACAGGUUUCAGCACGUACACGACAAAAGUAGCCUACACACAUAAUAGCAAAGUAUAUAUUCGCAAGUUUUUUCCCUAUUGUUAUAAUAUAUUCGCAAGCCAUUAAAAUAGUAUGCAGUCUGCCGUAAUGUGUCGUUUUUCACCUUGCUGUGGCUCUCCGUAUGGCAACAAGGCUCCACGUAUAAUGUACUGGCAUCAAGUUCAGUGGCUGGAGUUACAUGCAAAACCUUUCAACUCGGAAGUGUUUGAAAAGUUGCGGCUCUAAUUUGACAUUAGGGUUAAGCAUCCGAUUGGCUAAACAAGGCAACUACUAGUUUUUUUGAAGACUUGAUUCAUAUAAAUCGACACUUCUGGUCACUACAACCAGCCCCUGUGUGAAGCAGAGAAAUAAUCGUGGCGCUCCACGUGACCACUAAAAGUUUCUCCCAGGCGUCAUACAUAACCUAUUGUAACAGUCACGAAGAGGAAGCAACGCUUCUUAAUGAUCUGGAAUACAAAGUAAUUAAUCUAAAUUUACAAAACUCGCUAUAACAAUGUCCAUGUUGCCAGUGUUGAUCAGCCGUGAAGAGGUUAUGCGACUUCUGCAGAAUAAUGACUUGAUUCCGAGUCUCGAGUCUGCACUAGGAAUGUUUUCUAAACGGAACGGUACGGAGGUGAUCCAACCAGUGCGGACAACUGUCCCGCUUCAGAAAUACAAUGGAUUCCUUGGGUUGAUGCCUGCAUAUAUAGCUCACGAAGACGUUUUAGCCAUUAAAAUAGUAUCCUUCUACCAGCGAGACAAGGACUCCGAUUUGUCUGCACAUCAGGCGACUGUGUUGCUUUUUGACCCAGAACGGGGAAAUGUCAUAGCUGUUAUGGAUGGGAUAACCAUCACAGAAAAAAGGACAGCUGCAGUUUCAGCUAUUUCUGCUAAACUGUUGAUGCCACCUAAAGCAGAGGUGCUGUGCAUUCUGGGUUCUGGCAGCCAGGCUAUCAGCCAUUAUGAGGUCUUCACACAAAUGUUCUCCUUCAAAGAGAUACGUGUGUGGAGUAGGAGGAGGGAGAGAGCAGAACAGUUUGCCAGGGCUGUCCAGGGCCCUGUGGCAGUAUUUUCCUCUGUAAAGGAAGCUGUGGAGGGGUCUGAUGUCAUAAUCACAGUUACUAUGGCAACAGAGCCUGUGCUGCAGGGUGAAUGGGUGAAGCCAGGUGCUCAUGUGGCCGCGGUGGGAGCCUGCAGGCCAGACUGGAGGGAGCUGGACGAUGCCCUGAUGAGAAAGGCAGUGGUGUAUGUGGACAGUAGAGAAGGAGCCUCUACUGAAUCGGGAGAUAUUAUCCUCUCUGGGGCCAGUAUAUUUGCUGAGUUGGGCGAAGUUAUCAAUGGGACUAAAUCGGCCCAAUGUGAGAAAACCACUGUGUUCAAAUCCCUUGGGAUGGGAAUUCAGGAUGCAGUAUGUGCAAAGCUUGUGUUUGACCAGUGGAAGAGCCAACAGUGAAGGAUUUCUUUCAAGGUCUCACAAAGGGAUGUUCUGCAACAACAUCAAUGAUAACAUUGAUAUUUAACUGAGAAACAGAGGACAGUGCUGUGAACAGCCCAUGCCUGUCUGCUGUUUUCAAAAGCCAACUAAUCUAACUGUAGCAGCACAGUCCCCAAAUUCAAAUUAAUGUUGAAAUUAAAAUAAAAUGUUUUAAAGCUUAAUGUUUAUUUACCAUGUCAUAGACUAAAUAAUUGUAAUACUGUAUAGAAUCUGAUUUGCAUCUCUUUUGUUGGGAUUUUUAUGAUUAAUUGGUUUAAAAUGUUAGUGCUACUUGUCUACUUGUAAAGCUUUGUUUCUAGUUCCAUAUAGUCUUGGUGAAUAUAGAUCUGAAAUGCAGUAUUAUGUGGACUGAAAUUAAAUUGAUUGAGCUUGUAAAUUUUCUUUUACAUCUUCGUCAUUGUUAAAACCAACAAUUGUAUAUGUAUUUCACUUAUUUACAAAUUAAUAUUGUAAUGGCGGCUGGCUAGUUGGCUAGCUGACAUAGCUUGUGUACAGUUGAUAAACCACUUCCAUGUUAAUGUGCUACUAACCAGUAAAGGUGCACUUAAGUUGUACUAUUAUUAGCAUAUGGGCCAUAGGCUAUGUAUAAGAAGGGUGCACAGCCAGCGCCCGCGGCCAGUUCCUCAAGUCUCACGCUGUUCAUGUUUCUUCUGCUUUGCAAAAGAAAAUGAGCACAAUGGCUCAAAUACAAGACCUGCCAUAAACUAUCCUCAGUACUGACACAUUCAGUACUGCAGUUGAAAAAACUAGACCGUGGCAUAUUAUGUUGCUCCAUCAUUCCAUAAAAAGCCCUGAAUUUCGACAGUGUCCUGUACAUAAAUAGCAAGAAGCUAUUUAA
Molecule: messenger RNA, 2506 nt
Organism: Anguilla anguilla (European eel)
Lineage: Eukaryota; Metazoa; Chordata; Actinopteri; Anguilliformes; Anguillidae
Gene: crym
Product: crystallin, mu
Exons: 8
Coding region: 688-1626 (312 amino acids)
Biological process (GO): thyroid hormone metabolic process
Cellular component (GO): cytoplasm
Molecular function (GO): thyroid hormone binding
Source: RefSeq, a predicted model, not a curated record